Molecule: messenger RNA, 1912 nt
Organism: Zophobas morio
Lineage: Eukaryota; Metazoa; Arthropoda; Insecta; Coleoptera; Tenebrionidae
Exons: 4
Coding region: 420-1751 (443 amino acids)
Biological process (GO): regulation of gene expression
Cellular component (GO): nucleus
Source: RefSeq, a predicted model, not a curated record
GUUUAUCGAAGAUAGGCAACCAAUAAUACACGCAGUGACACUUGAAUCGCGAUUCAAAAGUGGCGCCACUGCAGUUCCCACGCUUGCCACACCCACGAACAUGGCAGCACCAGUUAACAAGUUGUUGUGGUUUAUAGCAAAAUUGCAAUAAUUUUCAAAAAGUGGCCCCUUCCGAGCCGUCCUUGCGCCCUCAGUGCACCCACGCAGCCCCCGGUGCCCCAAAAUGUACUAAAACCGCCACCGCGCGCCCCCUCGAAAUCAACCAUUUUGAAUGUUGGAGCCCCAAAACCACCCAACCAAGGUAAUCCGACUUUUGCACCACGUUAUCGACCAGUAAUCACCCCCCAAACCAAAAACUAGACUAAGUGGCAGGCCCACCAACCCCCCAAAAAAAGUCAACAUAACCUCAAAAGUCAAGCAUGGAAGAGAACAUUUUAGGCUGUGAAACCGUCGACGAGGCGUACAGUCUCCUCCAAAACGGAAUCCUCGUCGAAACGAGCAAAGGACUUGUGUGUAUGUCCCUCACCGACGCACUCUCCUCCGAUUUAAACCUCUCCGAAGAAGACCUCAAAAACGUCGCCUCGGAGCUCAUCUCCCAGCAGAACAUCGCAGUGCCCAAUAAAACUUUCAAGACCUCGGUUAAUUUUGACAGUGAUGGUUUUUCGAGCGAGUGCAGCGACGUGAGUUUCACGUCGGCCUCGAGCGUCUCGAGCUACAUCACCCUGACCUCCACGACCCCUUCCACGAGCAAAGAGUCCAAGUUUAUUACGAUUUUGCCGACGAAGAUUUCCAAUGGGAAGCCCCCGGAUCCGGUUAAAAGCGAGAUCGUGGCGCCGGCGAUCAGCGACGUGCACAAGCCCCCCAAGAGACGCGGGGGGUGGCCGAAGGGGCGGAAGCGCAAGCCUGAGCUGAAAAAUCUGCCCCCGAAGGCGCCGGCCACCGGGUACAAUCUGUACUUGAACGAGCAGCGCAAGCUGUUUAAGGAUAGCAAUUUGGUGUUUCAUGAGAUUACGAAGAUCGUGGGGAAUAAAUGGUCGAAUUUGAGUUUGGAGGAGAAGAGGCCGUAUUUGGCGAAGGCGGAGGAGGAUAAGAGGAGGUAUAGGGAGGAGCUGAAGCAGUAUAGGCAGUCGGAUGCUUAUAGGGCGUAUUUGGCCAAAAAGAGGAGGGAUAGGUUGCAGAAUAAUGUGUUGUCGGAGAGCGACAUGGAUGCCACUGAUGAAAUAGAUGAGGAAGAUAACGAAGAACUUUAUUGCCGCACGUGCGACCAGUGGUUCCACAACCUCCACAACAAGCGCGAGCACUUGCAGGGCCGCCAACACACCCAAUCCGUAGCCGGUGACAUGAAAAAAGAACUAGACCACUCGGCUUCCGACAGCGGGAUUUUGAGCACCUCCUUGGACGAGUCCAGCCUGGACGCCAUGCCCCACGUUGCCAACCCAAAGGACGAAAAAACCCCAUCCGUCGCCGACUGCGUGGUCGGUUUGGUGAGCGCCGUCUCUAAGCGCGAAAAUGAAAUCAAAAGUCUACAGAGACGUCUCCAGGACACGUCGAUGACUCACAACGCCCUCUGCCAGCAGCUGAACGCACUAAGCAAGCGACACGCUAAGUUGAAGAGUGACUUAAGUCACUUGAAGGAGGAGGAGAGGAGUAUGGAGGCCAAAGUGGCUCAGCUGUGGCAAGUGCCUAGUUGGUUUAUUAUCACGGAUUUUAAUACGGAGACGUCGACGGAUUUUAACGAGGGGAGUGAGUGAGGGGGGGUUUGGGGGACUGAAGAUAUCAAAAGUCACUGUUCCAUAUAUAUAUAGGAUCUAAAAUAGAUUUGUUAUAACCGAUCCUAAUUUGUUUAAUGAUGUUUAUUAAUAUGUGAAAUUUGUAACAAUCAAUACAAUUAAAUAAAAGGAUUUUUCGAAAA